This is a messenger RNA of Dendroctonus ponderosae (mountain pine beetle), 680 nucleotides long. RefSeq names its product E3 ubiquitin-protein ligase TRIM71-like. The record is from RefSeq and is a predicted model, not a curated record. Gene Ontology annotation, molecular function: protein binding; ubiquitin protein ligase activity; translation repressor activity. Gene Ontology annotation, biological process: proteasome-mediated ubiquitin-dependent protein catabolic process; negative regulation of translation; protein polyubiquitination. Lineage: Eukaryota; Metazoa; Arthropoda; Insecta; Coleoptera; Curculionidae.
GCUCACGCAUCCAGACAUGCUCUGUCCAGCUGGAUUAGCAUUCAGCGCUGCGCGCCAGCAGGUUUUCGUCUCGGACAAGUGGAAGCACUGCAUCCACGUCUUUUCCAGCCAGGGCGCCUACUUGAGGAGCUUUUCCAGCCUGAAGCUGCGCAGCCCGGACGGAAUAGCAAUGGGGCCCAACGACGAGCUGAUCAUUUGCGACACUGGCAACGACCGCGUGCUGCUCAUCGAUCCGGACUCUGGCAACAAACUGGGCGUUAUUGGGGCCCACAACGGGAUCACCCAGCUGAACUUCCCCACCAGCGUGGCUCUGGAUGGCUCGAACAUUGUGGUGGCCGAUUCAGGAAACAACCGGGUGAAAACCUACAGUCUGGAUGGCGAGCUCCUGCAGGAAAUCGGCUCGUUCGGAAAAAACCCCGGCCAGUUCCGGUCGGCUGAAGUGGUCGCUGUCGACCAGCUGGGCUUCAUUCUGGUUGGCGAUGCUGGCAAUGCUCGAGUGCAAGUGUUCAAGCCCGAUGGCACUUUGGUGAAGAUCUUCGGCAGCAAAAGCGGCUUCGGGUGGGUGUCCGGCCUGCUGGUCACCCCCAACUUGGACAUCAUCGCCGCCGAUAACAGGACAAGGAGUUUGAAGAUUUUUUAACAUCAAUCCCCUUAGACAGUAAUAUAUCACAUGUUCAUAG